CUUCUUCUUCUCGUUCACGCCAUUGUACCCGUACGAUGCAGUGUGCGUGUGGCUGCUGAAGAGAAAAUAAGGCUUUUCCCAGUGCACGGAAAAUUGUGUUUCCAAUGUUCUAAAACAGUGUUGAGCACGUUUAGCGUACGGCAACAACGAGUUCGAAAGUCUGCCCCAUCAAUUGGGUGGAAAAGUUGAGUGAAAAAAGCGGUCCACAAUGACGCAGUAUUUACCCCCGAACUUGCUUGCCCUUUUCGCACCCCGCGACCCCAUCCCGUACCUUCCGCCGCCCGACAAGCUGCCCCACGAGAAGAAGUCGCAGGGCUACCUGGGGGUGGGAGCGUUUCUCGACUGUUUUGAGGAUCCGAAAGAUACGCCACCGCCGACGCGCGUCGAAACCCGCGAGGAGCGUGUGGAAAGGCGUCGCAGGGAGCGGGCGGAACAGGUCGCCUACAAGCUCGAGCGGGAGAUUGCCACCUGGGAUCCGAACCAGCUGCUGGAAGCGACGGAGGAUCCCUUCAAAACACUGUUCGUCGCUCGGAUUAACUAUGACACCUCGGAAUCGAAGCUGCGGAGAGAAUUUGAAAUUUACGGUAACAUUAAGAAGAUUAUCAUGAUCAACGACAAGGACACGGGCAAGCCGCGCGGAUACGCCUUUAUUGAGUAUGAACAUGAACGAGACAUGCAUGCGGCCUACAAACAUGCGGAUGGUAAGAAAAUAGACGGUAAGCGCGUACUGGUGGACGUGGAGCGGGCCCGCACAGUGAAGGGAUGGCUGCCGAGGCGUUUGGGCGGCGGGCUGGGUGGUACGCGGCGCGGUGGACCGGACGUUAACAUCAAGCACUCUGGCCGGGAGGACAAUGAGCGCGAGCGGGAGCGGUACCGGCUUGAGCGCGAACGGGAGGAUCGCGAUCGUCGGGAACGGGAUCGACCAGAGAAUAAUCGGUUCGAGCGCCGAAGAUCUCGUUCUCGUGAUCGUGAUCGGCGUCACCGCAGCCGGUCGAAGGAUCGCAGCAGGCGAAGGCGUAGCCGCGAGCGCGAAGUGGACGAUCGUGGCGAUCGGUGGGAGAAGGAGCGGGACCGGGAGCGUGAUCGCAGCCGGGACCGGGACAAGGAUCGCAAGCGCAAGCGUAGCCGUUCGCGGGAUCGCGAUCGGGCGGAGAAAAGCCGCCACAACAAGCGGGGCGACCGUGAUCGGGGCGAGCGCGAUCGUGGUGAACGCGGUGGUGGUGGUGGUGGUGGUGGCGGCGCAUCCGGCAACGGUGGAGCGGAGCGUAAGGAGCGCAAACCGGAGUUCCGGGAAGGGGAGAUCAAGAUCAAGGAGGAACCGAUCGAUGAUUAUCCCGACUACAGUGCCCAGUACUCACAGUACCAGUCGCAGGUUAAGUAUGAGGACGGGGAGGAAGAAAAGUAUCGCCCGAACGAACCUCCUCCACAUCUGCGAGCGGAUAAUGGACGCGGCUACGUUACCGGGAAUGGUGACGAUGACGACGGCGACUAUGACGAUGGCCAGGGCUACUAGCGGGGCUGUAACAGUGUGUAUGGUGAGAACGAACCAGUUCCGGUUUCUCGCUGGUGAUUGUCCGUCGAGACGCGCCUUUCUGAUGCAGCUUCCAGCUUACACACACACACACGAAACGGGAAGGGAGGUGACAUGCAGAAACGAAUUGUGCAGUUUUUUGUAGGUUUAAACGUUCUUAGGUCGUAAUCAUUUCUUCUCCUGCAAACCGUGGCGGUGUGGAGAUAUGCUUCGUGCACAAUACAAGCAGUGCUACGCGGCGUGUUCUACACUAUAAUCUUUAAAUGUACUUUACACUGGGUUGGCGAAACGGCGUGGUCAAAGAAUUGCUUAAAAAUCGCGGGCGCUCAUUAUGUCCGGGCCCGAGCUUAGUGCUACCAGGUAUUCCAAUUUGCGAGGUAAGGUAAGGUCACUUUCUCCGUUCAGGUUGUACGAACAUCGGUAUACCAGUUGUUUGCCCGCCGUGCGUAAGAGGGUUCUCUCGGUGUAAGUUGAAAUUGUUUUAUAUGUGUGCAUUUAAUGUGGUAAGGGGUGGGGUAAAUUGAGGAGCAUACAAUGUGCACCUUCUUGAUAUGCAUCGCGUGUAACACACAUUGGUUGAGCGAAUUCUAAAACGACUGCACCCAACCUAACAAUAUAGCUCCAGCAAAUCGUGUCCAAAUGCCAAACAGUAAGCGCAAUUAAUCGCACACUCCACGUCGGCUCUUAAAUGCAAUAGUUUCCAAACAAACCACGGUUAUGGGCGAGACACAUCACGGCCGAAUUUUCUUGUAGCACUGUGUUUGGAUAGGUAAAUAAAGCUAGAAGUAAAGAAAAAACAA
Molecule: messenger RNA, 2331 nt
Organism: Anopheles coluzzii
Lineage: Eukaryota; Metazoa; Arthropoda; Insecta; Diptera; Culicidae
Gene: snRNP-U1-70K
Product: U1 small nuclear ribonucleoprotein 70 kDa
Exons: 6
Coding region: 209-1513 (434 amino acids)
Biological process (GO): mRNA splicing, via spliceosome
Cellular component (GO): precatalytic spliceosome; U1 snRNP; U2-type prespliceosome
Molecular function (GO): mRNA binding; U1 snRNA binding
Source: RefSeq, a predicted model, not a curated record